GUCAAAAGAAUCAGUUCAGACAUACCAUUUAUCCUGGAUGCUUUACAGAGUUCACAUACCAUUGAAGUGCAGGGUGACAAGGUAAGAAGACGUGAUGGGUGGUCAAACUGGGUUCCAGCUUCUGCAGAGCACAAAUCGUCCUCAGAAACUCUGAUUCCAGAAGGACAACCUGCAGAUAAGCUUAUUAGUGCUUUAAAGUCUAUUGAGUUGAGUGAAGGUGUUACAAGGUGCACCUCUGAAGGGACUGAUGGGUGUCCUUCAAAAAAUGAAAGUUCAGUAGAGCACUCAUUGCCAGAAAUAGAACUCAAAAAGUAUUGGUGA
Molecule: messenger RNA, 321 nt
Organism: Ilex paraguariensis (yerba mate)
Lineage: Eukaryota; Viridiplantae; Streptophyta; Magnoliopsida; Aquifoliales; Aquifoliaceae
Source: the annotation of a GenBank genome assembly